CGAACAUGAGCUAACCCAAACACACCAGACACCAGUUAACCAAGAGAAUUUCGUGCACGCGGGCAGAGGCAGCCUCUACCUGCCGGAGUUAUGGAGUUGCGGACACCGAGCGGCCGGUCCGUGGUGUCCAGCAUGAAGGUGGCUUUCGUGUUGCUGAUCAUUUCGCUCAGUUCUAUCAACUCGCUAUCGACGCGCGUGUCCGACAAGGACAGCCUUCCACACCACGAGCGCUGCGAGCAGAUCACCAUCCCGUUCUGCACGAGCAUGCCGUACAACAAGACCAUCAUGCCCAACCUGCUGAACCACCAGAAGCAGGAGGACGCCGGGCUGGAGGUGCACGUCUACUUCCCGUUGAUAAAGGUCAACUGCAGCCCCGACAUGCAGCUUUUCCUCUGCAGCGUCUACGCUCCUGUGUGUACCCUCCUGGAGCGGCCCAUCCCCCCGUGCAGGUCGCUUUGCCAGUCGGCCAAGGAUGGCUGCGAGGCCCUGAUGAACCGCUUCGGCUUCCCCUGGCCCGAGGGGCUCGACUGCGAAAAGUUUCCCGUCACGAUGAGUGGUGACGAGAAGGACAUCUGCUUUGGAGAAAACAAGACCAGCUCGUCGGCGCCAACCUCAGGCAGCUCACCUGACGGCGGUUGGAACUUCCCCAUGAACCCAUACGAAAGCAAUAAGCAUCUUUCAGGUGGUGCUAAAACUUCAUCAGGGGAUAUAUAUUCGAACCCUGCAGGGAACAUCCCUAGGAUGCUAGAGCCAGGACAACGAUUCAGGUUCGGGUUCACCUGCCCGCGACAAUUCGCGGUGCCGAAAGGCCUGGACUACACCUUCAGUGUGGGCAACGUCAGGGAAAAGAACUGCGGCGCUCCAUGCGACGAGAUGUUCUUCACGACCCAGCAGAAGCAAUUCGCGCGCAUCUGGAUCGGCGUGUGGUCGACCCUGUGCCUGUUCUCGUGCCUCUUCACCGUGCUGACCUUCCUGUUUGACACGAACCGCUUCCGCUACCCUGAGCGACCCAUCAUCUUCCUCUCGGGCUGCUACCUGGCCGUGUCGGCCGCCUACGUAGCCGGUUUCCUCAUGGGUGACCAGAUCGCGUGCCGCGAUCCCUUCCCGCCGCCUGCCAACAUGCCCAACAUCAAGAUGGUGUCCACCGUGACGCAGGGCACCAAGCACGAGGCCUGCACCAUCGUCUUCAUGGUGCUCUACUUCUUCAGCAUGGCCUCCUCCAUCUGGUGGGUCGUGCUCACGCUCACCUGGUACCUCGCCGCCGGACUCAAGUGGGGCCACGAGGCCAUCGAGGGCAGCUCGCAGUUCUUCCACCUGGCCGCCUGGGCGGUGCCUACGGUCCAGACCAUCACCGUCCUGGCCAUGGGAAAAGUUGAAGGUGACGUGCCGAGUGGCGUGUGCACCGUGAGCUCGUGGGACUCGACGGCGAUGUUGAGCUUUGUGCUGGUUCCUCUGUCGAUUUAUUUGGUCAUCGGCACCAGCUUCCUGCUGUCCGGCUUCGUGUCGCUGUUCCGCAUCCGCACGGUGAUGAAGCACGACGGCACCAGGACGGACAAACUGGAGAAGCUGAUGAUGAGGAUCGGCGUGUUCUCGGUGCUGUACCUGGGGCCGGCGGCGUCGGUGCUGGCCUGCCAGUUCUACGAGUGGUACUACCACGACAUGUGGAUGGUCACGUGGAACUGGGAGAAGUGCAAGUCGCGCAAUCCUUACGCCAUCCCGUGCCCGCAGCUGCUGGCCAACGGCAAGCAGCCCGAACCGGUCAGGCCCACCUUCGAGGUCUUCAUCCUCAAGUACGUGAUGGCGCUGAUCGUCGGCAUCACCUCCAGCAUCUGGGUGUGGUCCAACAAAACACUAAUCACGUGGAAGAACUUCUUCCGCAGGUUCAGGUCGCACAAGGCCGAGGCCUAUGUGUGAAUCUCCCCUGGAACCACUUCAGUGCCAACCCUUUGAAGUAAGAGAGGCAGUCCGGAAAAGCGUCAACUUUUCUCCCGUCGCCGCGCCGCCAACACGAGGCAAAGCGAAAUCAGGUCCGCGGGUGAGACAUGUUUGUUUGAAUAAAUGAAGACGCGUGGUUGGCAACUUGUCACAGGUUUGCAGCCAGAAUUCAGUGUUAUGAGACACGCUGCGUUAGAAAUAAUUUUGACAGCUCUAAACUCGAUUUAUUUAGAAACAAUAUUUUUUAAUUGUUUCUCAUGACAAGAAUUUUCAAUGUAAUAGAGGGAAAAACAAUCGCAUUCUCGUAUAGAUGAGUGUACUACAAUUUACCUUUGCGCAGUAUUUGAAUUGUUUAGUUCAAAUAUUCUUUGUAUAUUUUGGUGCAUUCCCAAUAAACGAAUAUUUUACGGGAAAAUUAAAAAAGGAAAUUCCUUUACAAAAUUAAAUAAGAAGGAGAUUUACAUACGCAGCAUAAUUUUGAAUCAACAGAGGCUAAAAUGAUUCUGUAGAUGCCUUAAAAUCGUUUAAAUCAAACUUUUAAGGUUUUCAUCUCACACAAUUUACAAAAUUAAUAAAAAGUACAUGAUUGUCAAUUUUACAUUUGUCCUCGUGACCUCCAUGAUUUCGGCUGUAAUUUUUAGAUAGUGAGAAAAAAUUACUUUUAAUUGUUUCCUUUGGUUUUCUUGUUAGUAACGUAUGCUACAAAAAAAUUAUUGAUGGUCUGUAUCAUGUGGUUAAAAUUUUUGUUAACUGUGAAAACCUGUGCAACUUGCUAACCUUAAUACUGUAGAUAGAAGUUUGGUUGGCUAAAUUUAAGUUGCCCCCACUUGUCCUUUUCGAGGAACCACCAUCAGCCUUAUUGCUGGGCUGGAUCACGUCUUGGUUAUGUGAAAAACGAGGCUCUAUCAUUGACACCACCUUUUAACUAGCCCGUUGGCUCGGAUUGUUAUGGCAUUCUCAGGGGUGUCAAAGCAAUGGGAGUUAUAUUUGAGCAGUUCGUGGAUCUAAUGCUGGCUACCCAAUGGCAGAGAUGGCAAAAGGUGGCUAAAUUAGUGACUUGAAAUGCUCAAAUAGCUCGACGGGCUGGGAGGCGCACCGGCGCUGACUCGCCACUUGCUGGUUUUCACACCUUUCCAGCGGCUUUAGGGACAAAUAAAAGACCUAAGUGCGUGGAGGCGAAAAGAUGGCCACAAUUAGGCCCAAGCUCCUCUGCGGCCACUCGGGCUCCAUGGGUUAUAAAACUCGGACCAGGCGAGCUCACAGCCCACGGGAAGUGCUGAGCAGAGGUUCGGAAAGAAUUAAAUAAAUAGUCUGAUGUGAAAAUGGAGUAAUGUGUCGCCAACUAGAAUAGAUAUCCGUUGCACGCCUGACGUUUUGAAAUGUAUAUGUUAAUAGAGUGACCAUAAAUUUAAAUUUUGGUCAUUUUAAAACGGUGCUGAUCACGGUGUUGGCCUGAUCGUUACAUAUUAUUACAUUUAUAUAUGUAUUCAUCCGCUUCUUCCACUUCUCCGGUCAAGUGAGUCUAAGCUAACCGAUUCCGUCAAAAGAAUUACACACAAAAAUGGUUUUUAACAAACACUUUCUGCCCAAGCAAGACUGACUACAAGAGUAAAAUGCAAAAUUACUAUAGACAGAGAUAAAUAAAUUGUAUUUUCCCUGUGGCAGCUGUGUUUGCAAAGUUGGUUAACAGUGCGUGUAAUGUUUGGCUUAGCUGUCAAAGAGUGUGCGAUGAGCUAAUCGUUUGUUGCUUGCAUGCCUUUUGCAAAUAUAAUAACAUGUAUUAUAUAAUAUACACCAAUCUGAGCGAAACGAAACUAUAUCUUGUGCAUUUUUACUGUUGAUCUGAGUGUGAGAGUUUGUCGACGCAAAUAAUGGUUGGUAUUGUGCGAGCCCCAAAAAAUCUUCAAGCACUGAGUAUAUUUUUAAUCUGAAAGGUUGAUUAUUUAACUAUUCAAUAAGUAAUUUUGCAUUGUAUGGUUAGUAUUAGGUUUAUGGACUGUUCUCGACGAGUUUUGGGUUUUAUAAACCCUGCAUCUGCACAAAACACAAUUGAACAUAAUAUAAACUAUUUGUAUGUUGGAAAAUGCUUGAAAAUAAUUCAAAAGAUUUAAAGAGGUUUAGAGCUUUAAGGAAAAAAAUUACUGAAAUGUACGUUGCUUGAUAUUUUAAAUAUAUUGUGCACAUGUUUGCGCGAAAACCAUAAGCAUUGUGCGACUAGACCAAAUUUAACCAGCUCGCAUUGUUAAGGCAUUCUCAAGAGUGUCAACGCAGUGGGAGGUAUUUGAGCAGUUCGGGGAUCUAAUACUGGCAGCCCAAUGUCAGAGAUGUUUAUCGACUCGAAAUGCUCAAGUAGCUCAACGGGUUGGAACUCGCCACUUGCUGGUUUGCGCACCUUUCCAGCGGCUUUAUGGACAAAUGUCUGGCGUUUCAACGAAAGACCUCGGUGCGGGGAGGCGAAAAGAUGGCCACAUUGGGCCCAAGCUCCUCUGCGGCCACUCGGGCCCCACGUUAACCGCUCGGCGGUGAGCUCACAGCCCAUGGGAUGUGCUGAGCAGAGGUUUAAAAAUUUUAAAGAUGUGUUCGCUAGGAAUUUAACAGUUAUUAUCUUGAUAGCUGUUUUAAAUGUGUGUCGUGACCUAUGUUUGACAAAAAUUUUCAUUCAGUUCUUUCAUCGCGAAUCAAAGCACUGAAAAUGCCUCAAAACAUCUGUCCGUUUUACAACCCUAGUUAUUUAGCUAAAUGUAAGAAACUAAAACUCAAAAACGUGUUUAUUUAUAAAAUUUAAUAUGUAAAAAUAAAACAAAGUUUAUAAAUCCACAAUAAAAA
Molecule: messenger RNA, 4761 nt
Organism: Cloeon dipterum
Lineage: Eukaryota; Metazoa; Arthropoda; Insecta; Ephemeroptera; Baetidae
Gene: fz
Product: frizzled
Exons: 3
Coding region: 91-1914 (607 amino acids)
Biological process (GO): canonical Wnt signaling pathway; non-canonical Wnt signaling pathway
Cellular component (GO): plasma membrane
Molecular function (GO): Wnt-protein binding; Wnt receptor activity
Source: RefSeq, a predicted model, not a curated record